UUAUAGGCGCGGAACGGGCGCUGCGCAGACGGAGCGAGCGGGCGGCACCGGGAGUACCGGCGGCUGUAUCGCGGCCCAUCCCCGCGCGAGCGCCGAGAACCCCCCCCCGCCGAGCCCCGAUCCGCCUUCCCCGAGCUCCCCUCCGGCCGCCGCUGAGCCUUUUGUUUCUGUUCGCGCAGCGCCUGAGCGCCCCCGCCCAGCUUUGUUCUCCUUGCGGCCCCUGCGGGGAAGGCGCGGCCAAGAUGGACCCUUGUCACACCGAGGAGACCGAGGGCGAGAUCCCCGGCUUGGGCUUCAGUGACCGAAGCGAGCAGAUUGUUUCACGUGGGGUAGCGUCAGCCUUUGAAGCUGCAACCACGGAAGCAGAGACAGAGCAGAGCCUCACCCCGAAUGUGAUGCUGAACACAGAGAGCAGCGAGGGAUACGUGGUGAAAGUCCGGGGGCUGCCUUGGUCUUGCUCCACCGAGGAGGUGCAGAGGUUCUUCUCCGACUGCAAGAUUCUGAACGGGGCUUUGGGUAUCCGUUUCAUCUACACCAGGGAGGGCAGACCAAGUGGAGAAGCAUUUGCUGAACUUGAGUCAGAGGAGGAUGUGAAAUUGGCCUUGAAAAAAGACAGAGAAACAAUGGGACACAGAUACGUUGAAGUUUUCAAGUCAAACAACGUUGAAAUGGAUUGGGUUCUGAAGCAUACUGGUCCCAACAGCCCUGAUACAGCUAAUGAUGGUUUUGUACGUCUUAGAGGACUCCCAUUUGGCUGUAGUAAAGAAGAAAUUGUACAGUUCUUUUCAGGGUUGGAAAUCGUGCCAAAUGGGAUAACAUUGCCGGUGGACUUCCAGGGGAGGAGUACGGGGGAGGCCUUCGUGCAGUUUGCUUCACAGGAAAUAGCUGAAAAGGCUCUAAAGAAACACAAGGAAAGAAUAGGGCACAGGUACAUUGAGAUCUUCAAGAGCAGCCGAGCAGAGGUGCGCACUCACUACGACCCUCCCCGCAAGCUGCUGGCCAUGCAGAGACCCGGGCCGUACGACAGGCCCGGCCUGACGCGCGGAUACAACAGCCUGGGUAGAGGAAGUAGCUUGGAGAGAAUGAGGCGUGGAGCCUACGGAGGAGGUUAUGGAGGUUAUGAUGACUACAAUGGGUAUAAUGAUGGCUAUGGGUUUGGUUCUGAUAGAUUUGGAAGAGAAUGGACUCUUUUCUCCGCAGGGAUGUCGGACCACAGGUACGGCGACGGAUCGUCCACCUUCCAGAGCACGACCGGCCACUGCGUCCACAUGCGAGGCCUGCCCUACAGAGCCACGGAGAACGACAUCUACAACUUCUUCUCACCUCUGAACCCUGUAAGAGUACACAUUGAAAUCGGACCAGAUGGCAGAGUAACCGGAGAGGCUGACGUUGAGUUUGCUACUCAUGAGGACGCAGUGGCUGCUAUGUCCAAAGACAAAGCAAACAUGCAACACAGAUAUGUAGAGCUCUUCCUGAAUUCUACAGCAGGAGGAACUGGUGGUGCCUAUGGCAGUCAGAUGAUGGGAGCAAUGGUCAAGGAAUCGGAAGGGGUGGUCCAAGAUUGGAACACUAGCACAUUGCCAGCACAAGUCUUAAAUGCCUGUUGCUGUUAUGCCUCUAAGACAGAUACCCUCCUGACACCCAGCUGGGCUGGUUUCGGAGAUGAAGGGAGCCAAUCCAGUUACGGUGCUCCAGGCAACCAGCAGCUGAGUGGGGGCUACGGAGGAGGAUAUGGAGGUCAAAGCAGCAUGAGUGGCUAUGACCCCGGGAGCCAGGGCGCCAUGAACAGCAGCUACUACAGCAGUGGGAACCGCGCAUCCAUGGGAGUGAACGGCAUGGGCGGCAUGUCCAACAUGUCCAACAUGAGUGGUGGCUGGGGAAUGUAACCAAUCGCUGACUUUUGGUCACAUCUUUUUUAAAAAACAAAAAAACAAAAAACUAAGUUUAACAGUUUUGCAAUACGAGCUUGUGAUUUAUGCUUUACUGUAAGUGAAUUCAGGAUUGUUUUAAAACCUUUCAGGUUCAGUAUUUUUGAACAUACAGAAAUGAACAUUCAUCUAGGAUGUAAUAACCAAGUAAAGACUAUAACUGUUAAACAAUUUGGAGCGUUUCUCAAGUUAGUUUUGUUGUAGGAGUGUAUUUAAGCAGUAAGCGUAUUUAGGUUAAAGCUGUUUGAAUUAUGUUAAAUGUUGCUCUUAUACCAUAUUACAUCCAACACUGUUUUGAAUACAUGUUGAAAGAGACAUGCUUUUUUGUAAAGAACCAAUAUAGGAGCUGUGUCUGAAAAUCAAAGUGAACAUUUGGCAUGUUAGUUCUAGUUUAUUUCUUUUAAUAUCCUGUAAGGCAUGUUAAAGCUUUUUUUUUUUAAGUUAAUGGGGGAAACAUGUUGAGACGCAAUACGGCUACUUUAGGAUUUUGGUCUUGGUGUUCGUAUAAAAUUCUGAGGCCUUGAUUUAAUCUUUCAUUGUAUUGUGAUUUCCUUUUUAGGUGUAUUGCGCUAAGUGAAACUUGUUAAAUAAAUCUUCCUUUUAAAAACUGGAA
Passer domesticus (house sparrow) is the source of this 2541-nucleotide messenger RNA. It is a transcript of the gene HNRNPH1, whose product is annotated as heterogeneous nuclear ribonucleoprotein H1. Gene Ontology annotation, cellular component: ribonucleoprotein complex. Lineage: Eukaryota; Metazoa; Chordata; Aves; Passeriformes; Passeridae. The record is from RefSeq and is a predicted model, not a curated record. Bases 243 to 1886 code for a protein of 547 amino acids. Gene Ontology annotation, molecular function: RNA binding. The transcript has 15 exons.